AGGAGUAGGUAUAAAUUGGGGAAUGGCGAUGAAUCAUCUCUUCGAUCGAAGCCAUCGAUAUUGACGAGGAGGGUGUUCGCAGCUGCUGGAGAGAUAGGAGUCCUAGAAUCCUCCGCUUUCCCUUGUUCUUCAUCUCUUUCGGUUGCCAGUCUUGAAUAGCUGAAUUAGUAGCGAUUUUGGUAUCAUCACUAAAUGAAGAAAAGGUGAUAGGGAAUUAGGAAAUAAUUAGCUCGUCUGGCAAGAUGAAUGUGGUUGGCAAAGUGGGGAGCCUGAUUUCACAAGGUGUUUACUCUGUAGCGACCCCAUUCCACCCUUUUGGUGGGGCUGUUGAUAUAAUAGUUGUCGAGCAGGAGGAUGGCACCUAUCGCAGCACCCCAUGGUAUGUUCGGUUUGGAAAGUUUCAAGGUGUUCUCAAAGGGUCCGAGAAGGUUGUUACUAUAACUGUCAAUGGAGUGGAAGCCAAUUUUAAUAUGUGUCUUGAAAACUCCGGCGAGGCCUAUUUUAUGAGAGAAGUCAUACCGGGUAGUAAGUAUGAAAAAAAUGAGCAGGAUUUGAAUAAUUUGGGCUAUGUAGAAGGAGAUGAGUUGGGCAGAAAUGGUGAUGGGAAUCACCAUUCUUUUGAUGAGAGUGAGGAGGCUACUGACAACAAUGAGCACAAUUUACAAGAUGAUGAACUUUCUCAAGAAAAUGGUGGUGAGGCCGCUGAUUAUGGCAGUUACCAUUAUGGGAGCUUGGUUGAUGUGGAAAGUGUGGUUGACGCUUCUGAAGACACUAAUUCGGAAAUGGUGUUAGUGAGUGUUGACGGGCAUGUUCUCACAGCUCCAAUAUCCUCAAACAUGGAGAAUACUGAUAAUGUGCAGCUAAGCACCCCACAGUUUCAUCUGGGACCAGGCGAAGGUUCUGGUGAUGAAUUUCGCUCCAACAGAGACGCAUGGGAUGAUGGUUUGUGCUGUGAUAUUGAUGUCUCCUCGCCCAAGAACUCAAAUUAUUCAGAUUAUCAAUUUGAAAGUUUCAAAGACACUAGAGUUGUUUCAAUUAGUGAAACAGAAAAAGAUGUUAGCAUCACGAGGAAUGCUGAUGCUGGUAGCAUGGAGAUGAUAUUGGAUAUGAAUAGAGAUGACAAGUUUCAGAGUUGUCUUGACUUAACAUCGCAUGGGCAGGAGAUUGAUUCAGAAGAUGUAGGUUCUCCAUCUCUCGGAUCAGAGACCAAGGAUAGCUUCGUGCAUUCGCCAAGAAUUUCUUCUUUCAGUGAUCAAGCUCUUGAGGAAGGAAAGAGGGAUAGUCCUAACUUCAGAAGUGGUUCACCUUUGCAACUUCCAGACGUGGGUCUUCCUUGUGAUGAAAAAACCCUGUCGGUUGGCAUAGACAUUGCAGUUUCUGAAACUAAUGUCUGUGGUGACUCCAACUCGAACGAGAAUCAACUUCAUGUAAUUCAACAUCUUGAGGAUUCUGAACUGCCUACCUGUAAUGGACCAUCAGAGAGGAAGCACAAGGUUAAAGACUCUGAUGUGGCCAAUGGCAAUCCAGAUAUUGGCUGUGCUUCUGUCAAUUCAACUAGUGAGGAUCCAGAAGAAAAUGACCAAGGGGCAGAGAAUAUCAAUGGAGUGCCUUUCAUUGUUGAAGAAUACAGUAAAACCUCAGAAAGUGAUAAGAUCAUCUCUGGUUUGGGUUUAGAGAUUUCAAUGUGUGGGAACUUACUGCAUUCUGGUAUGGGACAAAAGUCUGCUGAAGAAGUCUUUGAAGCCCAUCGGAUUUCCAAGGAGCAGUUUGAGGCAUCUGGGGCAACUUUUGUUAAAAAUGGGAAUCUUGUAGUCAGAUGGAAAGACAGAUAUGUACUCUGGGAAAAAUCUGCUCAUAUUGUUCUCGGAAUGGCAGUGUUUGGUUCUGAGUUUGUAGUUGAUCCAAAGGAUUCAAUACCUGUUGAAAAAGAUGAUGUGUCGAAGGGAAGAGAAGAUGCAGCUCCAGUCACCCCAUCUGUCAGCCGCAGAUGGAGGCUGUGGCCAAUCCCAUUUAGAAGGGUGAAAUCAAUUCACCAUAGUGACGACGGCUCUUCAAAUGAGGAUCUUUUUCUUGAUUCAGAAUCUGGUCUGCAGGAACAUGCAGAACAAAGUCCUACAAACCAUAAUAGUCCAACUCAUUCUAAGCAACUCUUGCGAACAAAAAUACCUACCACUGAGCAGAUUGCAUCUUUAAACCUGAAGGAUGGUCAAAAUAUGAUAGCCUUCAGUUUCUCCACAAGGGUUCUAGGGAAGCAACAGGUCGACGCACAUAUAUACUUGUGGAAAUGGAACGCACGAAUUGUUAUAUCUGAUGUUGAUGGAACCAUUACAAAGUCUGAUGUCCUCGGUCAGUUUAUGCCUUUAGUAGGCAGAGAUUGGACUCAGUCUGGGGUAGCUCGACUUUUCUCUGCAAUCAGGGAAAAUGGUUAUCAGCUAUUAUUCUUGAGUGCUCGAGCUAUUGUGCAGGCAUAUCUUACUAGAAGCUUUCUUCUUAAUUUGAAACAGGAUGGUAAAGCAUUACCUAAUGGGCCUGUGGUAAUUUCACCAGAUGGGUUGUUCCCUUCACUCUACCGAGAAGUUAUACGACGAGCACCCCAUGAGUUCAAAAUUGCAUGUCUAGAGGAUAUCAGAGCACUUUUUCCUUCUGAUUACAAUCCAUUCUACGCUGGCUUUGGAAACAGAGACACUGAUGAGCUUAGUUACAGAAAGAUUGGCAUACCAAAGGGGAAGAUAUUUAUCAUCAACCCAAAGGGUGAAGUAGCAAUCAAUCACUGCAUCGAUGUGAAAUCGUACACCUCUUUGCAUACCCUUGUCAACGACAUGUUCCCACCCACCUCCUUAGUUGAGCAGGAGGAUUUUAACUCUUGGAACUACUGGAAGAUGCCAUUACCUAACAUCGACUGCUGAUACCAAACAAGUCAAUGCAGGACUCUUCAGAUCAGUAGGCUUUUAACCUGGUAGCAAUUCAAAAUUUUUUUUUACAGAAAUGCAAAUCCAGGACACUUGAUUCUAGUUUCUAGUUUCUAUUCUUCUAGUUGAUAAUGGGGUUCCCUUUUCAUAUGUAAGUCAUCAAUCCUCAAAGUAGAGAACAUUGAGGUAUUAUGUGGUCAUUAGUUUGCUAUUAACACACGCCUACUUAGGUACUCAUCUGUAGAAUAAGUGUUUCAUUCCUCAACACGGUCCCCUCCUGACUUGUUCUCCUGCCAUUUGUUAUCUUCUCUUAUUUACUCUCUUAAAAGAACAGCAAAACAUUUCAAGUUUCUUAAUUACAUCUAGAUUAGAUUCACAUGGA
This is a messenger RNA of Dioscorea cayenensis subsp. rotundata (Guinea yam), 3291 nucleotides long. RefSeq names its product phosphatidate phosphatase PAH1. Bases 243 to 2906 code for a protein of 887 amino acids. The record is from RefSeq and is a predicted model, not a curated record. The transcript is spliced from 11 exons. Gene Ontology annotation, molecular function: phosphatidate phosphatase activity. Lineage: Eukaryota; Viridiplantae; Streptophyta; Magnoliopsida; Dioscoreales; Dioscoreaceae.